UCCGUGGGAUUCUGCUUCCUUUGUGUCUCUUAUCCUCUACAAGGUCUCAUUUUCACGGCGUUUUGAUUUGAUCCCACAAAAAAAAAAAAAUCCUCAAAAAAGUAGAAGCCAAAAGAAAACAAACAACGGAAUAAAAUUUUUCAUGACCUCAUCGUUCACCAGAAGAAGGAAGAAGAAGAAGAAGAAGAAGAAGAAGAAGAAACCCUCAGUCUUCAGAUCUAACAUUAUCAGAUCACUUCACUCUUAACAUUUCUGAAGGGCCAAAUUUUUUCUGUUUGAUGAUUGAUGCUUGUGAUCUACGAAGAUCUUGUCUGAUUCGAGGCAAAAGAGUUGUGGGUUUUUAUUAUUACAUGAUUUUCUUUUGAAUCUACUGAGUUUCUGAUCAGUAAUUCGAGACAAAAAAUAAAUCUUUUUUAUUUUGGUACCAUCUUGUUGGAUAUACGAUGGCGAAGAUAUAGAAGUUCAGUCUCGUUUUGAGUAUAUUUUAGCCUUAAAGGUUUGACCUUUAUUAUAUUUCAGUGUCCUUUAACGAGGAUUUAGUGGAUUUAGAAGAAGUUGGGUUUUUUUUUUUCUUUGUUGGGUUAUCAGAGGACCGACUUGAAUCGUUGAAUCUGUGGGUUUUUAUUAUCAAAAUUAAGGAAAGUAUGGAGACUCUUGUUGUGGUGGCGCAAGAUAAGAAUCAGUACUGUAGCACGGUGAAGCCACAUGGGCCAGCCCGAUUUGGGUCAUCACCAUCUAGAAACUUCAGAGGGAUUAACUGUAGGACUUUUCAAUCUGGAGCAGGAUUACUGCCAACCCCGUUUAAGUAUGGCUCUACUCCUAUAACCAAACUCUCAUAUUCCCCUCCCUCUUCGUCAUCAUCAUCAUCAUCUUCCCCACAAACACCUCCUCCUUUUGCUGAUGGAACACACUCGAAAACUACCAGGAAAAGCUCUCCUAUUCCUAUCAACAACAAAAGAACCCCUAGAAAUGAUAAGUCUUUUAAUGAGAUCUCGGGGGAAGGUUUUCUGUACUCUGAGCUUUGGGCUGGACCUGCUUAUUCCAAUUCACCGCCCCCUAGCUCUUUGCCAAUACCCAAAUUCUCACUUCGUGCGAAGAGGACUGUGUCCCUUGAUUUGCCUGCUGCUAACCCUGUUGUUGAUGUUCACCCAACCGCCAAGUCUGCACCUGCAUCUCCUACCAGGGAGCUUAAUCCUUCUGUAGCUGAAAUUUUUCGUAGUGCUGAUUCUGCGACUAAGACUUUACGUCGCAUUCUCAAUCUUGACAACACUGAUGACUGAAAAGAGCAAAGGAGCUUUCAGCUCCUGUAAAUAAGUUUACUCUGCAAAUUUGGAGUUAGUUUUAGAUUGUAUAUAGAUCGAAUAAGAUGAUUGGUAACAUGGGUCAGUAUGAGUUUGUUUGGCCUUCUUUGGUGGUGGUAUGAAAAAAAGUGAUGGCAAUGGUAGGUCGACAGUCUCCAGAUUUUGCUUUAUGAAUUGAUGGUUUGUGAGAGUAUGGUGCUGGUUGUGAAAAUUUUGAUUAACAAGAUGCACAAGGUAUGUGACGUGUGGCUUUUGUACACUUGGAUGGAAUGAAAGAUGACUCAAGCUGUUGAGGAAGCUGAAGGGAGCUUACAUUAGAAUCAAAGUUUGUCUGCUCUCCUUCGGCAUGAAAUUGCACAGAUAACUGCCUUCUUAUCUCUUGGGCUUGAAGAAAAUUAUGUACUUGUUAGUUGAAAACUCUACUAUAUCAAGUCCUUGGUGGUUAGUGUCAGUUCUGUUGUUGACUGUUAGCUAAUUUCUUCCUUUAACAUCAGAUACAAUGUAUAUACUGUAGUCUGUAGAAUCUCCUCUGAAUUGCUUUCCCAAAUUCCUUAGGUUUCUCUUUUAUUCUUUUUCUCAUCAUCUUUAUUUCCUUGGUCUACAAUCAGUGUCCUUUGUUUCUAAGUCUAACUUUGAUUAGUCCCUUUGUUUCUUUUUUUCAACCUUGCCUCAACUAGCCUGCCUAGAUUAUCCUUUGUUUUUCUUGCAACUUUUUUACUUUGUCCAUCAUGGCGUGAAUUGUCAGCUUAAAUAUCAAAUAUCCUCAAUAUACUCUUCUUUUAGUAAGGAUUUCUCUACUCCGCACUCUGUAAGGGUGUCAUUCUCUCACCAUCUUUUUCUGUUUUUUUAAAAGAAAAAGUGGGAGGGGGAAGUAAAGUGGUUAUUUGUCACUUCUGCUUCUGAAGCUUGUUAGGUUAAUCAGCGUCGUCAUGCCCAGUUGCGAGUGAUGUUUAUGUCUUGUUCAUCCUAUAAUGGGUAAUGCCACUCGGUCGUGUUCAUAGAGCCCAUCUUUCUUGGAGAUUGUUGACUGUGCCAAGCUACUUAAAAGGGAGCUGCUGGGAUAAGUAUUUCAGGAGGCGUUUGUUAAAGUGGAUUUGUUCAUGUUGGAUAUAGUCUUUAAUGCAAGUCUUGUAGGAACCAUAUCUGCGUCUGGCACAUGUCUCCGAAAUGUUUGAUAUCAGUGUCUUUGCCUUCCAACGAGGUCUUUAAGCAGUAGCUUGUGUUGGACCAUGUUUUUCUUUAGUGCCAUGUUAAUGUUCAGAGUGCAAUAGAUAUAUGUUCUUUUGUACUGGCGUUAGUGCAAUGUGAAUGUUCGGAGUGCAAUAGAUAUAUGUUCUUAUGUACUGGUUUUUACUUGUAUUUAUCCGUUGUGCUGCGAAGUAUGCUGGAAUAUCAAUUUAUUGGAAUGUUAAAUUAUGGUAGUUUCUCACUUCAGCCCUGGUAACUUAAGGCCUGAAAUGCUCAUAUUCUUUUGUCAAAGUUCGAAUUUUGGAGUGAACGAAAAAAGAAAAAAAAAGGUAGUCAGUGCUAGUGCUUCUUUUAGCGGGUGGUGGUUUAAGGAGGAACAUUUUAUUAACUCUAAACACGACGUUGUUGCAUCCCGGUUUUGAGAGAAACGUAGUUGGCUUGGUCCCAGCCUAACAAGCCAGUUACCAAAUCUGGUGGUUACGGUAAGUGAGGAGAAGUUGCUAAUCUGUUGGUUUUUUGGCCAAAGCAUCAGAACUGGAAUUGGCUUAUCUGGAAAUGUGGACUAUAGUCACCCUUUCAAACGGUCUCCAGCAACGGUAAACUUGUGGGUUACGAUUUCAUUGCUAAUUGUAUCUUUGCAGAGGAAGUAGCCAACACAUCAAAUGUUCGAAAAACUUUAUCCUAAGAUUUACUGGCAACUGAAGACCGUUCCUCACUUGUCACUGCCGAUUACUCAGCCAUUACACUAGGAGCUCCAUCUCCAAAGCCUUUAAAGAUCAUGGAUAAGACCGGCUUGCACUCUCCUUCCCGAGGGCCAAGAUUGGAGGAGGAUGCUCCGUAGGUGUAUAGCAAAGACCAGUAACAUGAAAAAGGAAAAGUGAUA
Messenger RNA from Durio zibethinus, 3372 nucleotides. Its product is annotated as flocculation FLO11-like protein. The record is from RefSeq and is a predicted model, not a curated record. Lineage: Eukaryota; Viridiplantae; Streptophyta; Magnoliopsida; Malvales; Malvaceae.